Molecule: messenger RNA, 1091 nt
Organism: Hermetia illucens (black soldier fly)
Lineage: Eukaryota; Metazoa; Arthropoda; Insecta; Diptera; Stratiomyidae
Product: neurogenic protein mastermind
Exons: 3
Coding region: 82-951 (289 amino acids)
Source: RefSeq, a predicted model, not a curated record
CAAUUACACUAAUAUGGUAGUUAGUUCUUGGUAAAGGUUGAUUGAACAAUAGAAAGGAUUCCACAACUAAAGGAGCAAAAGAUGAAAUCGAUAAUCAUUUUCUGCACAAUUUUGGCUCUAUGCGCUGCUGACGCACCUCUUAGUGGUCCUUAUCCGGCCGCAGGAUGGAAGCCAGAGGGAGCUCAAUUCUUGUUACCUGGGCAAUUUCUACCCAAAAGCGCACAAGAGGAGGAAUCUAGCGUGGAAAUAAGUAAAGAACAAGUUAACUUCGCUGGACAAACAACUGAAACGGAAGAAGCAAAAGCUGAACCAGAGCGUGAAUAUUUGCCUCCGGGAGAUACCGACACCGACGAGAAUGUAGAAGAAAAUACUGAUGGGCUCAGAGUACAAGGCAUACCUCAAGGACUCCCAGCUGAAGACGAUUCGGCCCAAUUCAAUGAACCAGAGAGUGACAACCAAGUCAAUCAACAAUACCGCUUGCCAAACAACCAACAAUUCGGACGACUCCGACAACCCCAAUUCCCCCGACAACGCAAUUUCAACUUCAACCCCCAACAACAGUUUGGACGAUUAGUGCAACAACCAAACUUCCAGCAAUUCCAACAGCGACAACAAUUCACAUUCGCUCGACAAGAAGCACCAGCUGCUCCAGCACGGGAAUACGGCCCACCAAGAAAUGCCCCGGUUCCGACCGAUAAUGAAGACCAAGACUCUCAAGAAGAGGAACAACCUUCCGUAUCAGUAUCUAACUCUAUCCAAAGGGGCAGAUAUUAUGUCCUUACUCCAGAUAAUACCCUGCAACGAGUGAACUUCCAAACAUCGCAAAGUGAAGAGGAAGCGCGCAAUAAUGGGUUCACCGCUCAACUCAAAUACAAACCAGUCCAACCUAUUCGGGAACCUAUCUAUGCAUACAACGACCAAGGUGUCCUUGUUAGAAUUCAUCGCAAAUAGUUAAGUCCAAUUUAAAUCGGAAAUUUCGAAAAUUUACAAAAACGGAACUGAUAUCGUUUUCAUUUAAAUUAAAUUAAGAAUUUUGUUAUUGUUAUUUUCAGUAUUGAAUUGGAAUAAACUUUUGGAUAUUAAUCAUUAAA